Messenger RNA from Fusarium pseudograminearum CS3096, 1008 nucleotides. RefSeq lists its product as uncharacterized. NCBI's taxonomy places the organism in Eukaryota, Fungi, Ascomycota, Sordariomycetes, Hypocreales, Nectriaceae. Gene Ontology annotation, biological process: mitochondrial proton-transporting ATP synthase complex assembly. The transcript has a single exon. Bases 1 to 1008 code for a protein of 335 amino acids. Gene Ontology annotation, cellular component: mitochondrion. The record is from RefSeq and is a predicted model, not a curated record.
AUGGCUUCACUACGAAUUCCAGCCCUUCGCCGGCUCAUGGCCGCUCCAUCACGAGCUACUCGAGCUGUCAACCAGCGACGAUGGGCCCAGGUUCACGAUAUUCGCUUCCUCGCAACAACCCAGCCUUCACAGGCUGUCGUCGAGAAGUACCGAGAAAAGCUCAGCCAGAAGGCCCAACAAGAGGGCCUCGAGAGCAUCGACCAGCUCAAGGCCGCUUACUCCGCCAAGAUCGAUGCCGAACGCCGCAAAGGUGCUGUCGAGUUUCCACCUGGAACCAUUCCCCAAGCACCCGAAACUCCAGUUAUUCAGCCCAACGCGGACAAUCCUCCUGGACAAGACCAGCCCAACAAAGAUACUCGGGAUCCUCCCGCAUCACCUCCCAAGCCUCCACCAACCGGCGCUGAUAAGCAAGCUAUCAAGACACUAAAUGACAUCAUUGAUCUUCCCAAGGUGCGAGAGCUUCCCGAAAAGGAGCUCACAGCUAUCUGGCGUCUACGACAUGCUUCGUCUGAGCAGAACCUCUGCGCUGUGAUCCCGACAUCUACAUACAAGGCCAUGGAGGACGCUGCACGAAAUGCCCCCCAGUUCGUCCUUCCCGUGCCACACCCUGCUCAAGGUGCUGAAAUUCACUUCUUGCAAUGGACCUUUGACGCCCAGUCCAAGACAAGCACUGUUCUCUUCACUCAACUCGCCGAGUACAAGAACCGAGGCGAGUUUGCGCAGCCUCACACCACCAUUACACACCACCUGGACCUUGCCGAUGACCGAGGCCUUGUUCUCAUGCAGGGCCAUGUCCUCCCUGACCGAGGUGUUACACCAGACAACGCUAAGUGGCUUCUCAUGUCUCUCCAGCGAUUCUACGGCGGAUGGGACGGCGAAACCGCCGAGUUGAGUGGUGAGCGCAAGGAUAGAGCUGAGGAGCGAAAGAAGUUGCUGAGCUGGUUCGCAGCUGGUGAUGGGAGAUUCAGCGUUGACAAGCUUCUGGAAGAGGCUGAGCGCAUGGGUUGA